Molecule: messenger RNA, 1812 nt
Organism: Phaeoacremonium minimum UCRPA7
Lineage: Eukaryota; Fungi; Ascomycota; Sordariomycetes; Togniniales; Togniniaceae
Product: putative cell polarity protein
Exons: 2
Coding region: 1-1812 (603 amino acids)
Cellular component (GO): cell cortex of growing cell tip; actomyosin contractile ring
Molecular function (GO): MAP kinase scaffold activity
Source: RefSeq, a predicted model, not a curated record
AUGGAGCAUCUUCUAACAUUGCUGUAUGGCAUCACUGACUGGAAACAGACCGAUAAGCGCCUCAUUGAAGACUAUGAAUCACAGGUCCGAGAGCUUCGUGAAAAGCUUGACGGCAUGGAAGACGCAAUGAAGAAGAAAGAUGAUGAAAUGAACAAUAUACUUGACGGAGAACGCUCCAGAGCAACAGCCGCAAAUCUGGAGAAGAAGGAGUGGAGCGAUGUCCGCCUCAAUUUGGAGAACAAGGUCGCAGAGGCGCAAAACCUCAACGAUGCCCUUAGGGAAGAACUGGACCGUGUAAGGGACGACCAUGCAAGCGAAACUCGGCAGCUCCGGGAGCAGUUUGAAGAUCUUCAAAUCUCGAGCAAUAAUAUGAGCUCUGGUCCUGGCGAUGCGGAGCUAGAACGCGAAAACCAGGAACUUAGGAUGGCUCUUCGAGAACAACAAGCUGUCACCGAAGAAGUUCGUCGAGAAGCACACGAAUUCCUCCAAGAAAUGAAGCUGCUGUCGCAGCAAAGCGGUUCCGCUUGGGAGAGACAGGCGGAGCUGGAGAAGACUAUCGAGCAACUGGAGCAAGAAGUCCGAGACUGGCGUAACCGAUAUGCACGGACUAAGACGCAGCUCCGUAAUUUACGCGCAUCAUCGAUGGGCCUCACGAUUGAGCAGGAUGCUGGCAAAUACAUCAGAGAGAAGGGAUUUACUACAGAAAAUGGUCUCGUGAAGGAUGUUCACGUCACCAAGUUUCAGAUCGCUAUCGACGAGUUGUUGCAACGCGCCCGAGUGGACAAUCCAGAAAGGGCUAUCGAGUCGAUGAAGGCAGUCGUGGUUAGCGUCCGGCGUAUCACGAAAGACAUUGACGAGUCCGCGCCGAGCAAUGAGGAGGUUCUACAACAGCAGAAGGCUCUGAAGGGCCGAGUUUCAUCAACCGCGAAUAACCUGAUCACUGCGGCCAAGAAUUUCGCUGCUGCUGCUGGCCUGUCUCCUGUGUCCCUGCUUGAUGCUGCUGCUUCACACCUCGUAGCCGCCUUGGUGGAGUUGCUUCGAACUGUCAAGAUUCGGGCCACACCUGCUGGAGAGCUCGAGGAUGACGACGAUGGCACCAUGACACCUGUUGACUCAACUGGGUUUUUCUCACCAAGGAGCAAUGGGCAGACAUCUCAGACUUCUAUAUCGAUCCAGGGAUCAUUCCAGGACCAGGACUCUCUCCCACCGCCUCCUCCUUUCCAAGGUCUCGGUGGUAACCGUGGGAGCGCAGAUUCCUCUGCAUACAGCCCUGUUAAUUCUCCCCGUGGCUCCGUAGAGACCUACAGACGUCCCAUGUCACGCGGUAUAAAUGAUAACGGUGUUGGUUAUCUUGGCAUCUCGAAGAACCUUCCUCCAGCUCCGAAUGGCAUGCUCCAGCAAGACAAUCGCGCGGAGGAUCUCAAGAUAUACCUUGAGGAUCAAACUGCCGUCCUAGUCCAAACGAUUCAGAACCUUGUCGGCUCGAUUCGCAGUGACGCCGAUAUCCAGCAGAUCAGUAACGAGAUCGACUCUAUUGCUGGGGUCGUUGGCAAGGUCGUUUCUGAGACCGAGGCGAAUGGCAACGGCGAUGAAAUGCUUGGACGUCUAGCGGACUGCCGACAGAGGCUAAUUGAGGCCGGUGAACGAGGUCAAGUCCUCGCCGCCGAUGGGAAGGGACCGGGAGAUCGUGAAUGGCGCAUGUGGACACAGAUCCUGCCGCCAAUCGCCUUUGAGAUUGCAAGAGAGACCAAGGAGCUGGUCCAACGAAUCGACCGACUUGUCAUGUCUAAUGGCGCUGACGACUUUUCAUGA